Messenger RNA from Phyllotreta striolata, 2980 nucleotides. NCBI's taxonomy places the organism in Eukaryota, Metazoa, Arthropoda, Insecta, Coleoptera, Chrysomelidae. The record is from the annotation of a GenBank genome assembly.
GACAGUCGCAGUUCGACCAGCGAGCUGUGAGCGCGUACACCUAUCGAUCUGCUAGCUAUCCCGCGCGUCUCGUUUCGGCUUCGAUUUUAUGAAUGAACGGCGUUUGACAGGUGUAGUAGAGUGCCAUUCGCUGGGUGGUUUUGCGAGGGAAUCGACGGGGGCCGUGGGAAUUUGACGCUUCGGGGUUUUUCUUCGGGAGAUCAUGGCCAACGAUGCCGUGGUUGUCAAAUUGGAGAAGGUGCUGCUCGAUGUGUUUUUACUGAAUUGUGUGGGCUGGCCAAUAUUUUUCCUUUUCCAAUGGGGUAGUGCUUAUCAUAGAGGCGUCUUCUGCGACGACGAGACCCUCAAACAUCCCUUUUUAAAGAACACCGUGCCGAGCUGGACUCUCUAUAUCACUGGUUUCGGCCUAAAUGCAGUGGCAAUGGUGAUGACAGAGUACCUAAACCGAUCGAAUGACCCCAAAAACAUAGUGUUCCUGGGCGUGAAAAUACCCAAUUGGGUGUACAGCUUGUACUGCACCUUCGGGAUGUUCGCUUUCGGGGCCGCUUGUUCCCAGCUCACCACGGACGUCUUGAAGUACACCGUCGGGCGACUGAGGCCCCAUUUUCUCACAGUCUGCGCCCCCGACGUUUGCCAAGGGAACUUCACCCCGUACGAGUAUUACACGAGCUACACGUGCACCAAUCCGCAGUAUAAAAACGUCGAAAAAGUAAUGAAAGAUAUGAGGCUGUCGUUUCCUUCUGGGCACUCGUCGUUUUCGAUGUACACCAUGCUGUAUUUUGCAAUAUACCUGCAUAAGCGCAUGACCUGGGACGGUUCAACAUUACUGAAACACACCCUUCAAUUUCUGGCUGUUCUAUCGUCGCUAUUCACAGCAAUGACGAGAAUAUCAGAUUACAAACAUCAUUGGAGUGACGUUCUUUGCGGACUCUUACUUGGUGGGACGGUAGCUAUUGUUACAGCGAGAUUUUUUUCGAAUCUUUUCGAGGACACGAAGAACUUCAAAAAACUGGAACCAAACGAAACAAGCAAUUUAAAUGGCAAUCGAACGCACGUCUAAAUGUGAUUUUUUUACGUUAUUUAUGUUUAUCAGAAAAAUCAUGUAAACGCCAAUGGCCACUAUUUAAAUGUGAUUAUUUAAUUUAUUUAGAUUUAGAGUCGACUUGUACCUAGGGUUAAUUAUUUAUUUUUAAUAAUCGGACACGCGUAUAUACCUGAUAAUUUCAAUUAAUGGUUCAUUUUAAUAUUUUGUUAAUUUUGUAAAUUAACAAAAGUAUCUUAAUUUAUCAUAAGACUAGUAAAAUAAUUAUUUACAUAUCGAUGAAAACUCGUGUAUUUAAAAUUUUUGUAAAUAUUUCCAAUAUGAAUUCUAAAUAAAAAAAAUGGAAUUAGUAGAUCUUAAAAUGGUAGCUUUACAAUUUUCUACUUAAUAGUUUUACUUAUGUUAACGAUUUAAGUAUUAAGAUUUCGACAAUAUUCGUUGAAUUUAUAUCAUUGAAAUGAUAUCGGCCUAAAAUCACCAUUAUUAGGUGUUAAAAAUAUCAUUGUAAUGACAAUACUGUAAUAUUGUAAAAUUCGUUCCUUAUUUUAUUUAUUCACCUACUUCACAUCGGGGAAGUACCAAUGUUUCGCUAUAGAAAAAAAUAAAAAUUAUUUAUUUCUAUCUACAGUAUAGGUAUCUACAAUGACCAGAAAAAUUUAGACUUAGUAUAUAAAUUAGUUUAUAGUCAAUUUUCGAUCUCCUUCUUUAGAGUAUUUAAGAAAUUAGAAAUCGUAAACGUUAAAGAUAAUACCAAUGUAUUUGAUGUAUAUUUUUCAAAUCAAUGUUUUAACUCCUUUUCAACAUUUCAGAUAAGUCAAAAUUUACGAAUCUUAAUUACUACAGCUUUCUAUAUUAAGACUAAAUUUGCAAUAAUUCAUUUAUUAUUGAGACUGUUUAAAUACAAACUUUUUUACCCAUCCUAUUUUUUCUAUAAAAAUAUCGUAAAUUUUUAGUAUAGAGAUUGUAAGCAGGGUCUACAUAAAUCAAACGUCUUUUUGAUACCUUCAUAGCUAUAAAACCUAUAAAAUAAUGCAUAGGAAAUAAAUAAAUCGAACCUCCUUAAAGCGUCUUUACAUGGUGCAAUAUAUUGCAGCAAUAAAUUGCAUUGCUGCAUUGUUGCAUCUUAAUUUCUAUUAACGCAUGUAUAAAAACCGCAUUGCAACAUUGCAGUUUUUUGCUGCAAUGUAUUGCAUCGUGUAAAUACGCUUAGAGUCGAUUUUAUGCAAUUUUAGAAUAUUUCUGUUUUUUAUAAAAAAUAUACCUACUAUGCUCAAAAAUAUAGCAAAUAGUUUUUGACAUUAUUAUCGCAGCUUUUUCAUUAACUUUCUGUUAUUUAAAACAUCUGAUAUUAGAUAUUCAACUAAAAUUUUUAAUGUAAUAGAAUUGCAUGUUUUCUGUUUAUGUUUACAUACUUAAUAAUCUUACUGUUUACAUUAAGGUGUUUUAAUAACAAGGUAAAAGAGUGAUCUGUUUGAUGAACAAUUUUGAUCACAAGGGGGACCAAAUGCUGAAAAAUUUAAGCACACAAUAAAGGCCCUAAAUAGAGUAAAUUUAUCCUUCGGCUCUAAUUUAUUAAUACCUCUCAAUUAGCACAAAACUGAGAUUUCAAAUUAUUUUAUUUAUACAUGCCUACAGUAGAAAUAGAAUUUAAUAUUAUAGGCUAUAGGAAUGUAAUUAAUGCUUUAAUUCAGAAGGAACUCAUCGAAAAAGGAAAGCGGAAUGGAUGUUUAAUUUAAUUUUUCUCGAUAUAAUUUAUUAAUAUAUUUUUGUGAACUCGACGAGUAUAAAAUAUGUUUAAAAUACCUCACAAAUUUUAAUUUAUGUGAUAUAUUAUUUAAUAAUGAGUUACGUAUGUUCAAUAUUAUGUACUAAAAGUGUGUAGAGAAAUUUUUAUUUCUACGUUUGUAUUUUAUUGAGCAAAUAAAAUUAUAAGUUUCA